Molecule: messenger RNA, 3105 nt
Organism: Vanessa atalanta (red admiral)
Lineage: Eukaryota; Metazoa; Arthropoda; Insecta; Lepidoptera; Nymphalidae
Gene: Grip91
Product: gamma-tubulin complex component 3 homolog
Exons: 19
Coding region: 87-2579 (830 amino acids)
Biological process (GO): cytoplasmic microtubule organization; mitotic cell cycle; spindle assembly
Cellular component (GO): equatorial microtubule organizing center; centrosome; spindle pole
Molecular function (GO): gamma-tubulin binding; microtubule minus-end binding
Source: RefSeq, a predicted model, not a curated record
CAACUGUCAAUUCGCCAGUUAGACAAAAUUGUAAAUAUCAAAUUAAAAUCUUAAGGAACAACUCGCAUUGUUUAUCGGAAAUUUAAAUGGAAGUCCCGGCAAGUACAGUUGCUACAUUACUUCAUAAAUUGUGCGAAAGAUUGUCACCUGAUCCAGAUGGAGCUUACGAACUGGCACUCUCAUAUUUGUCUUCUACGAGUGAGAAAUCUCGAUCAGUUCAAGAUGAAAGAUUUCUUUGUCAAAAGAUUCAUUCUCGAUUAGCUAGUUUGUCAGCAAAGGAUGCAGACAAGUUUAAUGAGUCAUAUACAAAACUAAAGAAUUCAUUUGUAUUAAAGCAAAGAGUUGCUGUGCUUUCAUUACUGUUAGCCCUUUCUGAGACACCACAGAAUUCAGAAUCUACACAACAAUUAUUCCCCAUACCUAAUCUUGGACAUACUAAUGAUGCAUUAGGUUCUACAGCGGCAACAUCAAGCUCCAGUAAAAGCACUAUAGGAUCAGUCGGCUGGGAAAAUAAUGCUCUGAAACAACAGGGUUCUAAUCAGAGUCUACCAUCUAACAAUAGCAACUUGGUUGUGGCCUUGCAAUCUAAUGAACGUGCAAACGAGCGUGCAUGCGUACGAGACGCAGUAUUAGCUGCUACAGGCGUGAAGGCAUCCAAUACAGCUAAUUGGUCGCGUCCAGCACAAACAUUAUACUCACGAAUAGCCCACUUGGGGUUCCUUCAUGAUCGUCUCAAGGAGUUUAUUGACCCUGCGUCGGGACUCAUGCCUCAAGGUUUAAUGGGCGAAGGAUUAGUGUCAUCAAUAAGAGAUGAACUCACCGAAUAUUAUCGGAGUAUUGCGCUAUUGCAAUCCCAGGUGUGCGAAGGUGACGGCGGCGGUGGUACAUUACGACGUGUUUGCGUUUGGGCUUAUGAACCUCUGCAUCGCCUGACCUGGCUCGCCAAUAUCGCACAUACAGCACAUCAUAAAAAAGGCGGAGAGCUGGCGUCGUGCGUGCACCGCUUCGUGCGGCACGGAGACGAGCGCGUGGCCACGCUGGCGCGCCGGCUGCUCACUGCGCUCACCUACCCCCUCCUGCUCAUGCUCACUCGCUGGCUCCUACACGGAGAGAUCGACGAUCCUUUUAACGAGUUCUUCAUCGAAAGCAGAAGUGGCGUGCCUAUAGAUCGAAUGUGGCAUGAUAAAUAUAGAGUGAGGGAGUGGAUGGUGCCGUCGUUCAUGUCGCGCGAGCAAGCGGCGCAAAUCUUGGCAACUGGCAAGAGCGUAGUGUUCAUGCGUGAGGCGUGCGCCGAUGAGCCAGUUCCCGCCGACCACCACCACCACCUGCACCAACUUCUUGAGCCGCCUCGAGCUGGUAGCGAGAGCGCGGCGUGGUGGCAGGCGAGCGGCCUGCGCGAGGGCGUGGCGGCGGCGCACGCGUCCGCUGCGCAGCGCCUGCUGGCCGCGCUCACCACGCACCACCACCUGCUCGACCACCUCGCCGCGCACCGCCGCUACCUGCUGCUCGCGCAGGGAGAUUUCGUACACCAUCUCAUGACGCUGCUGCAGGAGGAGCUGAACAAACCGGCGACAUCGUUAUACGUGCACAAUUUGACGUGCACGCUGGAAGCCGCAGUACGCGCCACCAACGCGCAGUUCGAGCCGCCGCAUGUGCUGGCGCGCUUACACGUCAACCUCUAUCCUAAUUGUGACGGUCGCGAGGAUAAUGGCUGGGACGUAUUCGCACUUCAGUACCGCGUGGAUGGGCCAUUAGGAACACUUUUCCCAGCGACUUGUGCCGCACGUUAUCGUGCGUUAUUCACGCAACUGUGGCGCGUUAAACGCAUCGAGCACGCCUUACACCACGCCUGGCGUGACCACGCUAUACUGCAGAAACGACUCAAACAUAUGCCAGAGGUGUGGGGCCUGAUGCGGCGUGUGUCGUGCCUGCGCGCCGAGGCGCUGCGGCUGUGCGGCGCGCUGCAGGAGGCCAGCUGCGAGGGCGCGGAGGCGGCGUGGGCCGAGCUGCUGGCCGCCGCCGCCGCGCGUCACCACCUCGACCGCCUGCUGGCGCUGCACCACCGAGCGCUCGACCGCCACUCGAUACAUGCCAUGAUCCACCACACCACACAGGAACUGCAAUCAUACUUGGGCAAUGUUUUGAAUGAGACACUCGCCCUACGUAGUUUCGAAACGACGCUGCAUGCGGGUAUUAAUGCUGAACUUGAACGCCGCGAGCGACUAGAGCAGUUGAAAGCCGAGCGUAUAUCACGAGGAGAAUAUGCAUUCACCGCUGCUGAUGAAGCGCAAGAUAAAGAGAAGAGAAAAAUUUUUCAACAGUUCUUAGGUAACCGAAAAGCCGAUCUUAAUGUCUGGGCGCGUACUUACCGAGGUCACGUGACAACGUUAAUCCUAAAGCUAGCCUUGCACACAGAAGUCUCGCUUCAAACGCUGGCAUUCCGACUUGACUAUAGCGACUUUUAUAAACGAGGUGACGCUAAGCUUCACGAACCAUUGACUUAUCAACACAAGCGACUCAGCGAAAUUGGACUUCAUUUAGCAAAGAACAAACUAAUAGAUCACAGUAAGAAAAAGUGACACGUAUUAACGGAACCGCCCACUUCCAGUGUCUGUAUACCGUGGAUCGGUUUCGGCUGCAUUUCCUCUAACUAAACUAACGUUGCAACAAUCCGAGUUAAUAGCAAUAUAUUAGAUUUUUUUUAAUUAGCUUAUGGUUAUAUAAAGGUUAUUUAAAUUUAAUGGUAUUGCUGUAAACUACUGUAGACAAAAGAAUCAUAGAUAAGAGGUCUUCUCAUUUUGUUGCUAAGACUCUGAAUAUAGCAAUUAAUUAAGAUGGACAUUGUUAGCUGUUUAAAAGUAAUGUAAAUUGGAUAAACGUUUGUGUCAGUAUUUUAAAUAAUAUCUUUAAAGCAGAGUACGAAAUAUCUUAUAAAAGUCUCAGAAUAAUGAAACAUAAUAAUUAUGAAAUGACCAGUAAUUAUAAAAUGUAAAAUAUAUAAAUGCGAUCAACAGAAAUAACGUCUCGAUAAGCGACUGAUUUCAUUCACAAAUUAACAUAGAUGUAUAACAAAUUUAAACAAGUGCCAUUAAACAACAAAUAUGA